AUGUCAAAUAGUCUCGCUUGGUUAAAUUUCUGUAUCGUUUCAUUUUGUCUUUGUUUGCAAGCCAAUACAGAUACAAUUUUAAUCACGUUUCAAGGAGACAUAAAGAAUGGUGACUGUUAUGAAAAGUGGUAUCGAGAUGAUAUCUUCAAAUUAAUUUCAAACUGGGAAAAGGCUUUAUGCUUGAAAAUGCAAGAGCUUCUAAAACCUGCUCUGGUAGGCCGUCCUGUAUUUUCAGAUACGUGCACUACCAGCGUUUAUCCACAUACUUAUAACAUGCGUAGCGUAUCUUUUAGCACACUACUUCACAUAAAUGCUUCAAACACAAUUAAAAAUAGCACACGUAUUGCAGUUCCAAUCAAGAAAAAGCUUCAGAAAUCAAUCGAAGAUGCGGAAAGGCGAGAUAACUUAUUGAAAUCUUAUCAAAUAAAUGACGUAACUUUUGGUAAGUUUUGA
Trichobilharzia regenti is the source of this 453-nucleotide messenger RNA. The record is from the annotation of a GenBank genome assembly. NCBI's taxonomy places the organism in Eukaryota, Metazoa, Platyhelminthes, Trematoda, Strigeidida, Schistosomatidae.